This is a messenger RNA of Capronia coronata CBS 617.96, 7296 nucleotides long. RefSeq lists its product as uncharacterized. Gene Ontology annotation, biological process: fatty acid biosynthetic process; secondary metabolite biosynthetic process. The coding region runs from base 1 to 7296 and encodes 2431 amino acids. Gene Ontology annotation, molecular function: oxidoreductase activity; phosphopantetheine binding; fatty acid synthase activity. The record is from RefSeq and is a predicted model, not a curated record. The transcript has 6 exons. NCBI's taxonomy places the organism in Eukaryota, Fungi, Ascomycota, Eurotiomycetes, Chaetothyriales, Herpotrichiellaceae.
AUGGCGUCGGCAGAGAAUGUGCAUGCUGCCUUUGAUGAUGCCGUUGAGCCCAUCGCCAUUGUAGGCAUGGCAUGCCGCUUUCCUGGGGAUGUUGCGUCACCCUCGGAAUUCUGGGAUAUGCUCGUCCGUCAGCGUUCUGGACAUGGGAAGGUCCCUGCCGACCGCUUUGAUGCCAACGUUUGGACACAUCCCGAUCAUGAUCGCAAAGGGGCGAUUCAGGCCAGGAGCGGGUUUUUCUUGCAGCAUGAUAUUUCGCUCUUCGAUGCUCCAUUCUUCUCCAUCACUGCGAAAGAAGCAAUGGGAAUGGAUCCAAUGCAGCGACAGAUCCUUGAGGUGGCAUAUGAAUGCUUCGAAAAUGCCGGUGUUCCCUUCGAAAAUCUCGCUGGUAGUAUGACAUCGGUCUAUACGGGGGUCAUGACCAACGACUACGAACGUAUCAGCCAGUCCGAAAUCUUCAGUCUACCGCAGAAUGCAGCAUCUGGAACCAGCCGCGCCAUGUUGUCCAACCGGCUGUCUUGGUUUUUCAAUCUGAGUGGUCCAAGUUUGACAUUGGACACUGCAUGUUCCUCUAGCUUAUAUGCCAUGCACCUGGCGUGUCAGUCUAUUAGACUACGAGAGUCUCAACAGGCAUUGGUAGCCGGCGUCAAUCUCAUCCUUCAUCCAAAUUUCAUAUCCCAACUCUCGUCCAUGCACAUGUUGAGCCCUGAUGGCAUCAGCCACUCUUUUGAUGAGCGGGCGAACGGUUACGCACGCGGCGAGGCUAUCGGAGCUAUUCUUGUGAAACCAUUAUCUAAAGCCUUAGCUGAUGGCGACACUAUCAGGGCAGUCAUUCGAGGGAGCGGUGCUAACCAAGACGGAAAGACGCCUGGCAUUACCAUGCCGAGCAGAGAGGCUCAAGCAAAGCUCAUCAACACCACAUAUGCUACCGCCGGGUUGACUACGACAGACACGACCUACUUCGAAGCUCACGGAACAGGGACAAAGAUAGGAGAUCCCAUCGAGCUCUCAGCCAUCGGCGCAAGCUUUGCUCCGGAUCGCACACAUGACAGACCUCUAUAUGUCGGCAGUGUGAAAACGAAUGUUGGUCAUACAGAAGGUAUGGCUGGUCUUGCCGGCGUAAUCAAGACAGUUCUCAGCAUGGAGCAUGCCGUCCUUCCCGGCCUGGUAGCCUUCGAGACCUUUAAUUCGAAACUGCUUCUUGACGACUGGAAACUCGAAUUGCCUCUUGAGUCUAUGCCAUGGCCCUCGGAUGGUCUCCGCCGCGCAAGCGUUAACAGCUUUGGCUUCGGAGGCGCAAAUGCGCACGUCAUCCUCGAUGAUGCAUACCACUAUUUGAAAACUCGCGGGCUUGAAGGGCGUCACUGUACGCGAGACCUUCCUCCUCUACCGGCCGCCGUACUUUCUUCACGAGUGGACAGCAGAGAACAAACCGUGUCGAAAGACUUCAAGCUACUGCUGUUCUCUGCACAGGACCAGAACGGAUUGGAUCGCUUGUCGAAGCGUCUAGGGCAGUAUCUGUUAAAAGAGCCUUCCCAGGGACAACGACCCGAUAUCGACUUGGAUGACCUCGCCUUUACUCUGGCCUAUAGACGGUCCCAGCUUGGAAUCCGGUCAUUUGCAGUAUGCCGCACUGUGCGUGAAUUAGCGACUGACAGCCUUAGGACAAUAUCAAGUUUGAAGCAGAAACGGCACGGGCAGCCGGAAAACAUCAUCUUUAUCUUCACCGGUCAAGGAGCACAGUGGCCGCUGAUGGGUCGCGAGCUGCUGCAAUACAGCGCUUUUCAUGAUAGUGUCUCCAAGAGCCAAUCGUAUUUGGAUGAACUCGGGUGCACUUGGAGUGCGGCUGAUCUGCUGCAUGAGCCGGGUCCAAGGAUCAACCUGGCAGAACACUGCCAGCCAAUUUGCACCAUCCUGCAGGUCGCGCUUGUAGACCUGCUCGCAUCUUGGGGUGUCACGCCUCGCGCUACUGUUGGCCACUCCAGCGGCGAGAUAGGAGCCGCCUACGCUGCCGGCGGCGUAAGCCACAAAGAUGCUGUGAAAAUAGCUUACAUGCGAGGCUAUUAUUGUGGUCAAAUACAAUCGCGCCUGAAGGAGAAACAGGGUGCAAUGUUGGCUGCAGGGCUUACAGUACAAGAAGCGCGACGAUACCUUCAAGAAGUUGACGAAGACUCUGUUGUUAUUGGCUGCAUGAACAGUCCGUCCAGCGUGACCCUUUCCGGGGACGUUCAUGCGAUCUCAUACCUGGAACAGCGGAUCAAAUUGGAUGGCAAGUUUGCACGCAAACUCCGAGUUGAGGUUGCAUAUCACUCGCCGCAUAUGCAAGCAGUCGCUCAGGACUUCCUGGACUCGCUGGACAGUAUCGAGCCCACCAAGGACUUGAGAGUCCCCAUGUUUUCUUCCGUGACGACGAAACAAUUGGACUCACCCGUUCGACUUAACGCGCAAUAUUGGGUGACUAAUAUGGUCUCAGCUGUGCGGUUCUCCGAAGCUGUAGAUAGUCUUCUUGCGCUUUCAGAACCCGGCUUCAAGGGCAGAAAGUCGAAGCCUGUGAACUGGUUCGCUGCGGUCGAGAUAGGACCGCAUGAAGCGCUGAAAGGCCCUUUCCAACAGUGUGCUCUAGCAGCUGGAAGCAAGAAAGCUAGCAGCCUGAUCCCAUACACAUCCAUGAUCCGACGUGGGGAGCCAGGAACCAAGUCAGCAGCGGAGGCUGCCGGAUUGCUUUGGUCACUUGGUCACCCCAUUGAUGUCCUCAACGUGAACAACGUGGACACCGCCCGCAGGAAAAGCUUGACUUCUCUCAGCAAUUUGCCACCAUACGCGUGGCAACACAGCAAAGGCUUCUGGCAUGAGUCAAGUAGUUCGCGAGCUACCAGGCUCAUCACUCGACCGAGGACAGAUCUACUGGGUAUUCCGGCGGACAACCAAAAUCCACACGAACCACGUUGGAAGAACUUCCUGCGUUUGUCAGAAAAUCCAUGGAUGAGAGAUCACGCUAUCACAGGGACCAUCUUGUAUCCUGCGGCAGGCAUGCUCGUCAUGGCUCUUGAAGCUGCCUUGCAAAUAGCUCAAGAUCAGAAACGUGUGGUGCGUGCCAUUGAGUUCCAUGACGUGCAUUUCGAACGCGGCUUGGUCGUACCGGACUCUGACGAGGCUGUGGAAACGAACAUCAGCUUGAGGCCUCACGAGAGUUUGGAUUUGUGGUUUCACUGGACAAUCGACUCUCAGGGCAGUGAUUUGUCCUGGAAGAGACACGCCCAUGGUUUAAUUUCACUUGUUUUGGAAACAGAAACAGGCCCUAGUGACGGUGUUUCGAUGUGGAAGGCCGAGACAGCAAAGUUCAGCUCCAUCAAGGCUGCGGCGAACGCCUUGAUCGAUCCAACAGCAUUCUACGCGCAACUGGCACAUGUCGGGAUGGGUUAUGGUCCGGCAUUCACGAAUCUAACCAUGGCUGCUGCCGUCGCAGGUGAGCAAACCGGCCACGGCACUAUUGCUAUUCCCGACACCAAGUCCACCAUGCCGCAAACCUACGAGUUCCCUCAUCUCAUUCAUCCAGCAACCUUAGAUGCUAUUUUCCACCUCAUCUUUGUGGCUCUCUUUGAAGGAAAGCCCAUGACCGAAUCAGCCGUCCCGGUUAGCAUUGAGAAGAUGUUCAUCGCGGUCUUUGAGCCACUGUGCUCUGGCGAACAAUUUUCAGGCUACGCCACCGGCCGGAAGAUCGACGCGAGAGACUCGUCUGGUGAUCUGGUGGUGUCAGAUAGCAAUUGGUCAGGGCCCAAGAUCACCCUAAGUAACCUUAUUGUGCGCAAAGUCUCUUCCUCGGCGGUGGCCAACAACAGAAAUGACAGGCAACAAGCAACGAGGCCGCCUGAACGGGUUUCCGAGUUACUGUGGAUGGAAGACAUUGACCUUCUGGAGCUGCCUGCCGCCAACACGCUGGUCGAAACAAAUUCGCACAGAUAUAGAUCACUCGCAAGUACUUCCUCCACUGCAAAAGCAGCCGCGUGGUUGGAAUGGGCCUGCUUCAAACGUGCUGAUCUGAAGGUUACUGCUGUGGCUGAUACUAUCCUAUCUGCCGACAAGGUGGUUGAAGUUUUGUCAGCUUUUGCGCCAGUAACAGGCUCGGAGAGGCGACUUGCCAAUGUCUCCAUUAUUACCACGUCGCAGGAAGUCCAAAAGCAUCUAAAAGGCCAUUCAAAAUUGAAAGACACAAGCGUUAAGGUGAUAAGGGUUGAACCUGGAUCUGCCGAAUUCAGAGAAUCAAGUGACCUGGUCAUCUUUGGGUACGAUUCUGCCUGUCUUGUCCUGAAUGAUCGACUUGGAGAAUGGGCCUCAUGCCUCACAGAGGGCGCCAAGCUGAUGGUACUUAGCGACAGUGCUCAGGACACGGCUGUCGAGGCCGGCUUGAAGGCGCAUGGCUUCAACGAAACUUUGCUUAAGCUGAGUGACAGUUCCGGCUGUGUGCUGGUUGUUGGCGCCUCUCCUAACACCCCUCCCCGCGAAACCGAAGUGGUGUACAUGCUUGCGCCGAUGGCGAGAUCCGAAAAGCUCACACAUUUCAUACAGCACUUGAGUGCCACAUUUGCUUCCGAAGGAAUCACACUGUUAUCGAAGUCACUGAAUGACAUCGAACACUUGACUGGACAAAAAGUGAUUUCCCUACUGGAGGUAGAAGACCCGUUUGUUAUAAAUUGGUCGGAAGCCCAGUUCGAUCAAUUCCGUCGAUUGGUGUUCUCUCAGCCCUACAUACUGUGGCUGACUAGAGGGGGAAUCCUUGCCAAAGGUGAACAGUCGUUGCAGUUUGCUCCCACGACCGGUUUGCUGCGAACAAUCAGGACGGAGAUUCCACAGGUCGCCAUGCCUCACUUGGAUCUUUCACCAUCGGUUGAUCUUGAGAACGCAUGUACCGCGGAACUAGUGCGCAAGGUCUUCAACUCGACUGCAAAAGCAGCCGCCAUGGGUCGCGAAGACCUUGAGACGGAGUUUGCUGAACAAAACGGAUCUCUAUUUAUUCCUAGAAUCUUUGGAAACAACGCUAUGGACGGUGAAGUCAAUUCUCAUGCAGAGUCUCCCACCCCUGUUCUUACUCUGGUAUCGGAACAGCAAGCGAGGCCGUUGAGGCUUAUCAAAAAACCCUCGAUGGCACCAGGAGGUCAGAUCCAGUGGGAGGACGACCCGGAUGCUAUACUGCCUAUUGCGGACGAUGAGGUUGAAAUUCAGACCAAAUAUGUGGCGGUCAGCUCUGCAGAUCUCAGCCGCCCAGAGACCGUCGUCCAGCAGAAUGGAGGCGCCUAUGCUGCGAGUGGAGUCAUUGUGCGGACCGGAGCAGAUGUGGUUGAUCUCCUAUCCGGCGAUGAGGUUGUCUUCCUGGCGCCUGAUCGGAAGACACUCAAGACAAUAUUACGCCCGCGGAAAAGCUUGGUCGAGAAGUUACCAGAAGACGUCAUGCUUCAGGGAGCUCCUCACCUGUUGAGUUCUGCGAUGGUUGCAUACCAUUCUUUACGCAACAUUGCCAACGUUUCCCCUAAUGAGAGCGUCUUGAUCAACCUCGAGAACCAGGAUACACGUUUUGCUCUUCUGCAGCUCGCAAGGGAGAGAUCUUGCAAAGCGUUCAUUGCAGUGACCUCACCACUAGAGAAGAAUGACUUAAUGAGCCGCUGCCAGGUUUCCGGGAGCCGCAUCUUUUACUCUUCGAACAGGGACUUAUUACCUUCUCUGAUGGCAGCGACCAUGGGAAGAGGCUUCGAUGUUGUGAUAAGCGAUCAGAUAGGGAGGUCCCGUCGAGAGAUGAGUUGUUGUAUCGCCGAGGCUGGCCGUUUCGUCGAUUUGAGUCCGACACUUGAGCUGAACGACAUCAGUCCAGAUGCAUUUCGCAAGAAUGCAAGCUUCUCUUGGGUCGACAUUUGGCGACUACGGUCUGCACAACUGGAAAGCCUCUUUGAGGGAGCCACUUUCUUACUACGCUCGUCUAUCCAGGUCCAUAGCCGCGCUCCUGUCUUCGCCAAUGACGAUUUGGAGGGUGCCUGGAGCUUACUUCAGGAGAGACCAGGUUCCAGUGUCACUAUUCAUUUUGACGACAAGGCCCGGCUUCCCGUCAGUCCCCGCCCUGCGCCGCCGCCACGUUUGGAUUCAAAAGCAACGUACGUUAUUGCUGGAGGUCUGGGCGCCUUGGGACUUACAAUUGGCGAGAACAUGGUCAGCCAUGGGGCGCAGCAUUUGGUACUGCUGUCACGGUCAGGCGUGACCAGCUCGCGCCAAGAGCAUGCUGUACUCAGGCUUAGACAACGAGGCUGCCAAGUUGACACGGUGAUCUGCGAUGUGACUGACCGUGAGCAAGUGAUGAAGGUCGCGCACCUGGCCCAACAAAGCUCCUGGUCCAUCAAAGGCCUCAUCCAAUGCGCAAUGGUUCUGAAUGAUAGUAUCUUUGAGAACAUGACGUUCGAAAAAUGGAAAGUGGCAACACAACCUAAGAUCAAAGGAACAUGGAAUCUGCACGACUGUCUGCCGAAAGACCUCGAUUUCUUUAUUGUGCUCUCUUCCAUGUCUGGUAUCAUUGGCAACGCUGGGCAGGCCAACUACGCAGCCGGCAACACCUAUGAGGACGCUUUGGCACAUUACCGACGUGGGCAGAGUCUGGCGGCGACGACAUUAAAUGUGGGCCUUGUGACUGAUGCAAGCCACUUUGAUGCCGACGCCACCAUCGAGGACUAUCUCAAUCGGUAUGGCCACUGGACGUCGGCGAUAGUGACCGACAGGGAGAUGCAGAUUGUGAUUGAAGCUGUUAUGCGUGAAGCUACGAAAGCAGAGUCGCCGAAUGCGUCUCAAGUUCCGAUCAUACCGCUAUCAACUCAGAUGCUUGUUGGUCUGAAUGGCUCCAUUCCCCGAGGCCCUGGAAGUCGAAAUCCAUGGUCCAAAGAACGCAAGUUCAAUCAUCGGAUCGAGUCAGGUAGCCAGUCAGAGAUGAUCGCUGGCAGUUCCACACAAACUCUGGCGUCACAACUCCAGAAGGCUAGCAGCGGCGCAGAGGCAGUGGCUCUCGUCGAGGCUUCCCUGCGCACCCACGUCGCCGCCGCCAUGACAGCCUCCGCGGACGACAUCGACAGUGACAAGCCAUUGUAUGCCCUCGGCGUGGACUCUCUGAAGGCCAUCGAAGUGCGGAACUGGGUGUUCAAGGAGUUAAAAUGCGAUGUCUCGGUGUUCGAUGUGCUCUCCCCGAUCCCCUUGGCACAGUUGGCUGCCAGGCUGGCAAAGAAGAGUACACUGGUUCCACCGGAGCUAGUUGCCUCGAUCGAGGAAUAG